GGGAGGUGAGGGGAGGCGAGGGGCCCGGGGCUGGGGGAGGGGGGCGGCGCCGAGGCGGAACAAUGAGGGGGCGUGCCGGCGGGGGGUAGCGGAGGCGCCGGCGGGAGUCGGGGGCUGGGACUGCGCUGGGGACGCUCGGACGGUGGGGGACCGCGCUCGGGGUGCCGAGGGACCCGCUGGAGCUGGGUGGAGGGCCCGGGGCCAGCGCCCAGCGCGCAGUCCUGGGCGGGGUCCGAGUUGUGCCACUCAGCCAUGCCCGAGGGAGCCCGGGGACUCAGCCUGUCCAAACCCAGCCUUAGGCUGGGGUGUGGCCACCAAGGAGAAGCUUGCGACUGCGCAGCUGUGAGUGAUACGCCGACAGCCCCUCCAGCCCCCGCCAUGGCUUCCCCGAGGGGUUCCGGCAGCUCCACCUCUCUGAGUACUGUAGGCUCUGAGGGGGACCCAUCGCCAGCCUGCUCAGCCUCCAGGCCGGAGCCCCUGCCAGAACCCCCCAUACGGCUGCACCUGUCGCCUGUGGGAAUCCAGGGUUCGGUGAAACCCUCCAGGCUGGAGCGAGUGGCCAAGGAGAUCGUGGAGACGGAGCGGGCGUAUGUCCGGGACCUUCGCAGUAUUGUGGAGGACUACCUGGGUCCUCUGAUGGACGGCAGGGCCCUGGGGCUGAGCACAGAGCAGGUGGCCACGCUGUUUGCCAACAUCGAGGACAUCUAUGAGUUUAGCAGUGAGCUCCUGGAGGACCUGGAAGGCAGCAGCAGUGCUGGGGGCAUCGCUGAGUGCUUUGUGCAGAGGAGCGAGGAUUUUGACAUCUACACAUUGUACUGCAUGAACUACCCAAGCUCCCUGGCCCUGCUCCGAGAGCUAUCGCUGUCCCCGCCGGCCACUCUGUGGCUGCAGGAACGUCAGGCCCAGCUCCGUCACUCCCUGCCUCUGGAGAGCUUCUUGCUGAAGCCUGUUCAGCGCAUCCUGAAGUACCAUCUCCUGCUGCAGGAACUGGGCAAACACUGGGCGGAGGGCCCAGACGCCGGAGGGCGAGAGGUGGUAGAGGAAGCUAUUGUGUCCAUGACUGCAGUGGCCUGGUACAUCAAUGACAUGAAGCGCAAGCAAGAGCAUGCAGCUCGCCUGCAGGAAGUGCAGCGGCGGCUGGGUGGCUGGACCGGCCCAGAGCUCAGUGCCUUUGGAGAGCUGGUGCUGGAAGGCACCUUCCGUGGGGGCGGCGGGGGAGGCCCGCGGCUGAGAGGGGGUGAGCGCCUGCUCUUCCUGUUCUCCCGGAUGCUGCUUGUGGCCAAACGUCGGGGGCCUGAAUACACCUACAAGGGCCACAUCUUUUGCUGUAACCUGAGUGUCAGCGAGACUCCGCGAGACCCCUUAGGGUUUAAGGUGUCGGACCUGACCAUCCCCAAGCACAGACACCUGUUCCAGGCCAAGAACCAGGAAGAGAAACGGCUGUGGAUUCACUGUCUCCAGCGCCUUUUCUUUGAGAACCAUCCGGCUUCCAUCCCUGCCAAGGCAAAGCAAGUUCUUUUGGAAAACAGCCUGCACUGUACUCCAAAAAGCAAAACAUUCCCAGAGCCCCCCACAUCCCCACUGGAUUCUCCCCGCCCUCGAGACGCUCGGAGUUUCACCCCUGGAAGAAGAAACCCAGCUCCAUCUCCAAGACUCUCUGGCAGUCGCCGUGGUCGUAGGCAGUCUGAGCCAGCAAAGGAAUCUUACGUCAUUUUUCCCCAGAACGAGAAGCCUCAAGUCAAGCAUGCUGGCAGUGAAGGGGAACUCCAUCCCCCAUCUGAGUCGCAGCCACCAGUCUCUGCUUCCGGCCCCCCGGAAGACCUGGAGGAUGCUGGGCCUCCCACAUUGGAUCCAUCAGGGACCUCCAUCACCGAGGAAAUUCUAGAACUGCUUCACCAGAGAGGCCUCAGGGAUCCGGGGCCAGCCACCCACGACAUUCCCAAGUUCCCCAGAGACUCCAGGGUGCCAGCUGAAAGUGAACCCCUCCCGUUCCAAGCCCUGCCCAGCCGAGAGUCUUCAGAAGAGGAGGAGGAUGAAGAGUUAGAAGCAGAUGAACGGGAGCCUUCCCCACUCCAUGUCUUAGAGGGGCUGGAAGGUUCCAGUCCAGCUGAAAUUCCCUGCAUGCCCAGCCUUACCAAGAUUCCCAGCGACAUGCCCAGCCUUCCAGAAAUUCCCGAGGCUCCCUGCCUUCCGAGUCUCUCUGACAUCCCUAGUGUUUUUGAGAUGCCAUGCCUUCCACCCAUGUCCAGUGUGCCUGACAUUCCCAGCUUGACCAGCACCCCUUCCUUCCCCUGUGGCUCCUGGCUCCCUGGACCCCUGCAGGAGCCCGCCCUGCCUCUGGCCACCAGGAGGGAACUGUUGACUGGAAGCAGUCCGGGAAGACUGGGCGAGCCACCCUCGGAAAGCAGAGUGGGGCUGGAGGAAGAUGCAGAAGGCGUGUCCUUCCCUGCCAUGCAGACCCAGGACGGCACCCAAGUCCAGGGGUUCCCGGAGGAACUGGAAUACCGCUCUUGUUCAGAAAUCCGGAGCGCCUGGCAAGCGUUGGAGCAGGGGCAGCUCUCCCGGCCUGGCUUUCCUGAGCCGCUGCUGAUCCUGGAGGACUCGGAUCUUAGUGGGGGCAGCACCAGCGGGAAGGCAGGAGUGCCACGCUCCGAGCGCUCGGCGUCCCGGGUGCGAGAGCUGGCUCGGCUCUACAGCGAGCGGAUUCAGCAGAUGCAGCGAGCUGAGACAAGGGCAUCCACCAAUGCACCCCGCCGCCGACCUCGAGUCCUGGCCCAACCCCAGCCAUCCCCCUGCCCACCACAGGAGGAGGCUGAGCCAGGACCCUUGCCUGCUUUUGGACAUGUCCUUGUAUGUGAGCUGGCCUUCCCACUAAACUGUGCCCAGGAGUCUGUCCCUCUGGGCCCUGCUGCCCUGGUUCAAGCUGCCACACCUUUGUCUAAGCAAGGAGAUCACCUGAAUGGCCAGAGUCUAAAUGUUUCAAAUUUGCCCAAGCAAGACCAUCUAGGCAGCUGCAUUCCACCUAUCCCUUUACCUGGACAGAGCGACUCUGAGAACAUCCAGGCUCCAUCCACAUCACCUUCGCCCAAGCAAGAAGAACCUCCGGAUGUCCAGGUACCAGCUGCCUCCACUGUGCCUGAUCAGAGUCAUAUUCCAGCUGCCACUCCUUCGCCUGAGCAUAGAAACUACAUGGAAAUCCAGGUCCCGUCCACCACCACCUGCCUUCCUGAGCCAGAGUGUCACACAGACCUCCAAAUGCAAAACCCCGUGGCGAUGCCUAAGCAGGGAGCAUGUGCUAGUGUCGUGAAUCUAGCCAGCCCUCUUUCGUCCAAGCCAGAGGGUCAGGAAGAUCGCCAAAGCCCAGAUAGUGCCCCAGGAAGUGAGCACAGAGAUGUCAGCACUGAUCAGGGCCCAGCUGCUGCUGGUGGUCGAGCUGCCAGCCCUUUACCAAUGUGCACCAGCAACCCUGACCGUCCGAUCCCAGCCACCACCUCGCCGCCUUUGUCACCUGACCUCCGAGACACUGAGGGUCCUGAUGCUUCACCUCUGCCUGCACAGGGAGGUCAUCCGGACAGCUGCAUCCCAUGCAGCCCUCUACCAUCUUUGUCCCAAGACACUCAGAUGCCAAGUGCCAUUCCCGUGUCCCAGCCACAAGUCCUUACAGACAUCAGGGCUGAUGCUCCCCCACCCUUCCCCGAGCAGGAGGGAGCUCCAGAUUCUCGGGGUCCAGAGCCCAGCCUCACAGACAUACCAGCUACCAGACUUGUGCCUUCACCGGGCCAGCAGAAUCCCACAGAUGGCCACGUGUCAGCGGCCACACCCUUCACUGAACAAGGAUGCUCUCUGGACCUUCAAGGCCUCAUAACCACCCCGAUUCAGACCACCAUGGAGUUACCUAAACCACGAGGCCAUGCGGUCUCUCCUGUUGCCAGGUCGGAGUCUUCAGACUCCACUCCCCUCCAGAGCCCCUCGCUGCCCACUCGCCAGCUCCUGGGCCCCAGUGCGGCUGCCCUCUCAAGGUACCUGGCAGCUUCCUACAUCAGUCAGAGCCUGGCUCGGCGUCAGGGCCCUGGGGGAGAUGGCCUGGUGGCCUCCCAGGGGCAUUGGUCCUCCUCUGCCCCUACGUCAAGGGCGCCUUCCCCACCGCCUCAGCCCCAGCCCCCAGCCCCUCCAGCCAGGAGGCUCAGCUAUGCCACCACGGUUAGCAUCCAGGUAGGAGGCGGUGGGCGGCUACGGCCAGCCAAAGCCCAGGUCCGGCUAAACCACCCUGCUCUCUUGGCGGCCCCCCACCCGGGAGCCUGUGGACCUUCCCAAGGCCCAGGGGGCUCCUGAUGCCCCUUCCCAUAUGUAAGCCUGGAAAUUAGGCUUCCUAAGCUUCAAGAACUUUCACCAGGUGCCACCCACCCUCGUGACAUCCAGAGUCAGGACACAGGUUUAUUAAUGGCCACAGCCCUGGGAUCUGUGUUCACAGAUGGCCCUUCUGAGGUCAUGGUUAUUUUGUUAAUUAACUUUAUGAAAUGCUG
This is a messenger RNA of Peromyscus maniculatus bairdii (prairie deer mouse), 4523 nucleotides long. NCBI's taxonomy places the organism in Eukaryota, Metazoa, Chordata, Mammalia, Rodentia, Cricetidae. The record is from RefSeq and is a predicted model, not a curated record.